Messenger RNA from Durusdinium trenchii, 2047 nucleotides. The record is from the annotation of a GenBank genome assembly. Lineage: Eukaryota; Dinophyceae; Suessiales; Symbiodiniaceae.
CAAGCUUGGCUCAAAUUUCAUUGCGCCCUUCGGGGCCUCAUAGGCCGCCGAUGGCUUUCCUCCUGGCUUCACUUCACUUCUUGCUCGCUCUCGGUGCACCGCGCGGCACGCCGAUUGAAGACCAGACCUGCAAUGAUUCCACGAGCCUCUUGACACGACCGGCCGUGGGGUUUCCCUUCCACGCUCCGGUGGGUAGGAGCGUCCUCAAGGUUGAUCCAAACGAUCCAAAGGCCUGGGAAAAUUGUGUUCCUCCGGAGGGCGUGGCGUCUUUCAAGCGAAUCAUGCAGCCAUACAGCAACCACUCUGAGCUGCUGCCAUUGGGGCAGAGCGUGGGCUUGGGUUGGAAGUCUGUGAAGGAUGUUGAUGCUUGGCUGGCGAAGUGGGAGAAACCAUGCCCUGCACCUUUGAAACCCGCGGCCUAUGAGCAUCAGGAAGCCAAAUUGAAAGAUUUCAAAGAUAUUGCAGAUGGCAUUGGCAAAGUGAAAUGGGACAAGAUGGAGUGGCCAAGCGGGAUUGGGACAGAUGGCAAGGUGGUGAAAAGCAACCUGGCCUUCCAAGGGGCCAUGAUCCAGGGAAUGUUUUACACCGUGGCAUUUGCCACCAGCUGGUCGAAGGAUGGGAAGGUCAAAUGGGUGGAUUUCGUCCAAGGCUUCGGAGGCAUCGCGGCCAACAUGGCGAACUUCGUUCCCACCGUGGGGCCGUUCCUGUCCGGUUUCUUGACCUUUGCUUUGGCAUUCUUUGGGUCCUCCUCGCCCAGCAUCGGGGAACAAAUCGAAAAGGCAUUGAAGGCAUUGUAUGAGAAGAUCAUGAAGGAGGUCGGAGACAUGAUGAAGAAACAGCUGGUAGAGUCAGCUUUAGUAUCUUGUAGGGAGACGGUUUCUGACCUGGUGCGAAGCCUGGAAUCCAUGCCACUUGACUUGCACCCCAUCACAGACACCAUGCCGGCGGGAGAGUAUCGUGUCCAGAAAGUGGCCUAUUACGGCACGAAGACUUCAAUCAUGGAAAGCCAAAUGAAAGACAUUUUUGGAGCAAGCGUGGGCUGCUACAGCAAUGGCCGGUUCAAUGACUCGCCCCCGGACACUUGCAAGCACUUUCUAUACAAGGGUGCCUUCUAUUUCCAAUUUCAAUUUGUUCUUCUGCACUUGAACUUUUUGGCCGAGUGGGCCCGCACAGUUGAAGGAACUGCAAUACAAGUGAGGCUUGAGGCGCUGAGACGGAUGGCCCAAAAGUAUGUGCCUCUUCUCGAGAGGUCUUUGGAGAUUUUCCUCAGCUUCCGAACCACUUGCAGCUAUAACUAUCCCGAGUGUUGGGGACAAUGCAGGGACGCCAGGCCCUGUAUUCCUGGCACUCCCUGCCUUCCCUGUGGCAUUGGGAACAAGUGCCAUGAAAGCACGGCAGAAUUACAGCGUCAAGAGAGGGAUGAGGACGUGUUGGAGCGCACACGCUGUGUCACGAAUGCCAAGGGUGAGAUCUUUGGUGCCCGAAACCUGUGUGAACGGGAAGGGGGUCCUGGCAAGGUGUGCUCUCAAGGUGAUUUCGAUGGCUACUGGGAAGCCUUUGCCGAGAAUGUGCGGAACAACUUUGAUCCGCUGCUGGCCAUCUUGCGGAAGCUGACCCAGGAGAUUCCAGACGCCACAGCUUUGGUGGAGCAGUUGGUGAAAGAUCCGGUGAAAGAAAGGUCCACGGUCUCAGGCGCCAAGACCACUGACCCGGCUCUUUGUGAUUCGGCGUGCGAUAAGCUGGGGGAUGCUGCGGGAUUAUGGUUCAAGCAAACGGUCGUGGACACUUGCAAACCCUUUUGUUUGCAUACUGACAUCACGACGCGCCCCGAAUGCAUGGACAAGAUGGUGGAGAGCAUCCCUGCGCUGUUCCGAGGCCAAGUGAGGCCCUUCCUGGGGGCUGCUUGCGCAGCGUUCCCAUUGUUCGAGCCGCUGGAGUAAUCGAUUUUGACCGUCGGGGCACGCACAAGUCGGCUCCGACUACCGUGCUCCGGCUGCUGCGAAGAUCAGGGCCGUGAGUGCGAGGAUGAGGUGAUCGUGGCAAAGGG